Molecule: messenger RNA, 2615 nt
Organism: Hydra vulgaris (swiftwater hydra)
Lineage: Eukaryota; Metazoa; Cnidaria; Hydrozoa; Anthoathecata; Hydridae
Product: BTB/POZ domain-containing protein 7
Biological process (GO): morphogenesis of a branching epithelium
Molecular function (GO): protein binding
Source: RefSeq, a predicted model, not a curated record
UAAAUGAAUUAAAUGUUGUUGAUUUUUAGUGAUUUUGAGUCAAGCUUUGCAGUUCAAUGAAGUUUUAAGGAUUUGUCUCUAUUUUAAAAAUAAAUACAUAAGUUGUGAUUAAUCUGUUUCUGCCCUCUAGAAUGGGUAAAAAUUAUCGAAUGAUUGGAUGGUUUUAGAAAUAUGGGCCAUGCUCAAUCAGCUGCUUUUAAUGAUAAAAAUCAGUCAAAAUCUUCAGAUUUAAUUUUACCGCAUGAUGAUUCAAGCAAAUUGGUUGAGAAAGAAAAGAAAAAACAAAGCAAAAAAUUGUUAAAGCAGGGGUCAAUAAGGAAAAAACUUUCUAGAACAUUGAGACCAAUAAAAAGUUCUCUCUAUAGCAAACAAAUUCGAGAUUUAGUACAAUCUUGGUCAAUUACUGAAAUCCAAUUAUUGUUAAAAAAAUACGAGACACUAGAAGCUGUUAGAGAACUAAAGUUUUUGUCAGAUUCAGCUCGUAGCAUAAACGGAAGCCUUCAAAAUGAUUUUUGUCAACUUUUUUAUAGCAAGCACCAAGCAGACACAAUAAUUGAGUACAAAGACACAUUAUUUCAUGUUCAUAAAAUAGUUCUUAUAUCAAGGUGUCAGUACUUUCGAAGUAUUCUUAUAGAUAUAAACCAUAGUCAUGUUAAAAUUGAUUGUGACGUUUUAGAUGUAAAUAUUUCUGAUUUUAUAGAUUUAAUCUCUUAUAUAUAUUGUGGUUAUACAAAUAACAAUGAAAUACUUAAAACUAUCAGUGUGCUCGAAGAAAAAUUUGGUUUACUCAACACUUUAGAGAAUGAUAUGCAAAAGCUUUUCAAUUCAAAGGAAAGAACUGAUUUAGUCAUAAGCUACAGAAAUGGUCAGAAAAACAUGUUCUGUGAAUAUUCUGAAGUAUUAAAACCAUUUGAUCCAACACUUAAAGUUGAUUGUCAUCUUUCUAUUGUAUGUUCUCGUUCGCCUUUUUUAAAGAGAUUAUUCGAAACAAAGUAUUGUAAUCAAACUGAACUCACAAUACCAUUGUUAUUAGAAAUUAAUGAUCACAUAGUCCCUCAACCUUUUCUCCAUGUUGUAAUGGAGUGUAUUUAUUUUGAUCAAGUUAGUUUUAACUCAAUCUUUAAUGAAAAAUUUCAUGAGUCUUGUAACAACAAUAAUCUAGUCUAUGUUGAAAUUGCAAUGAAGGUUUUUGAGAUUGGACAAUUUUUAGAAAUACCAUCCUUGAUGAGAGGAUGUGAAGACAUCAUCGUAAGUAAUUUAAGUGCUACAUCAUUAAUUAAAAUCCUUGAAUGGAGCAGCAUUGACUCCAAAUAUGUAUAUCGACAAGCAAUUCACUUUUUGCGAGAGGAGUUUAUUCCAUUAUGCAAAUCUAGUUUUUUUCUUGCUAACCUAUCCAAGAUACAUUUACUGAAGGUUCUUGAAAGUGAUUUUCUGCAGGCAGACGAAGAAACUAUUUUAGAUUCAAUAAUCACAUGGUGUGAAUGGGAAAUAGCAAAAUCAGGAAAUCCAACCAUCAUUUUAACCAAAUCACUACCAAGACACCCAUGUCCAAAGCGAUACAAUAUUACAAAUGACGCAUUACGUGAAAUGGUUUCAAGUUUAGUGGGAUGCGUAAGGUUAUCCCAUAUCCUUACGCAAAAUUCUGUUAUUUUAUCAAAUGCCUGUCAACAAGGUUUAUUACAAAUGCCAUUUACAGCAUGUGACAUUGUAUCUUCCGAAAAGAAAUUAUCUUCUACAGUUUAUUGGAUUGAAGAAAUGCAUCAUUCAGAUUAUGUCAAACCAAGAUUUUUUAUUCCUUAUUUUAAUGAAAUCAAGCUUAUUUAUCAAGAGCGUUUGACUGAAAAUAAAAAUACCUGUGAUGUUAAUAAUUUACCAAGCACAUUGGUUGAAAUCCCAUUAUCAAUAACAACUUGUGUAACAUCAGAUGAACGACAAUCAAUGCCUUUAGUGGAUAUAUUUAAAUUAUCUGAGGAUGUUAUUAAAAAUAUGGUGACACGUCAAAAAGAAUUGAUGUCAAGUGAACAAGUUUUGAAAUAUUUAACUUUAGCACCAGAUAAUGUUGAAAUUAUUGCAGAAAUACAACUUCGUGUUGUUCGUGAGUUUGAUUAUCCAGAUGAAUUAGCAAAUGAAAUUUUUCAGCAAUAUCCUGAUCUAGUUGAAAAUUUUACUAACAUUCCUACAAAGAGAAGCACUCUCUCAAUGGUUGGCGAUAUAAAGCCCCAAGUUUUUUGUAACAGCACUGACGCAAGUAACUCAGAAAAUAUGUAUUGCAGUUCUAAUGCAGAAUUAACAGUAGGCAAUAAUGAAAGUACAGAUGAAGAACAACAUCUUUUGCGAAUUUUAAAACAUUCUUCACUUGUUGUUGAAUGUCCUUUAGAUUUGCCCAUAAAUGCGACUUUAAACUGAAUUAUUUUUUAGUUUAGAUGUUCGUUUUUUGACUUGUUUAUUAUUUCAUCUAGUAUUAUGUUUAUGAUUUUUAACUAUUGUUACUUAGUAACUAUAUCUUUGAUUUAAUUUUGAGUUUGUUUCUCACUGGUUGUUUUAUUUUUUUUAUUGAUUUUGGGUAUUUUUGUAUGAUAUAUUUUCUAAAGUGAAGGUUAUUCAUUCUAGCCUGA